AUGCCUGGCUUGCUGAACCGUGCCACGGGGGCAAACCUGCCUCUCACCGUGUCUGAUGUCACCUCCUAUGUCAGCGGCUAUGCCCUGGGGCUCACGGCCUCCCUCACCUACGGCAACCUGGAGGCUCAACCCUUCCAAGGUCUGUUCGUGUAUCCGAUGGAUGAGCAUACCACCGUGGUUGGUUUUGAGGCAGUCAUUGCUGACCGAGUUGUCACCAUACAAAUCAAAGACAAAGCCAAGCUGGACAGAAGCCACUUGGAUAUCCAGUCUGCCACUGUCACAGGGAACAUUCCACACGAUGGGGUUCCCAUCGCCCCUCAUUCCUGCACACCGGGAAAAGUGGCCUUGGAUGAGGAUCUGGAGCGGAUUCUGUUCGUGGUCAACCUGGGGACCAUUGCUCCCAUGGAGAAUGUAACCAUCUUCAUCAGCACCUCCUCGGAACUCCCCACGCUGCCCAGCGGGGCUGUGAGGGUCCUCCUGCCGGCUAUCUGUGCCCCGACUGUGCCUCAGUUCUGCUCUCACAGCUCCGGCUCCUCCAGACAACAGGCUCAAGGCAAAGACCCACACUGCUAUGGCAUUCAGACUGUGGACUCCUGGAAUGGGCUGUGUCUGGCCACCCUCCUGGAUACAGAGGUGACCAACCCAAUGGAAUAUGAAUUCAACUUUCAACUGGAGAUCCGUGGGCCAUGUCUGCUUGCAGGGGUGGAGAGUCCCACGCAUGAAAUCCGAGCAGACGCCGCCCCCUCUGCACACUCAGCCAAGAGCAUCAUCAUCACCUUGGCCAACAAACAUACCUUUGACCGGCCAGUGGAGAUCCUUCUACACCCUAGUGAGCCCCACAUGCCACACAUCCUGGUGGAGAAAGGGGACAUGACCCUGGAGGAGUUUGAGCAGCACUUGAAGGGGAAAGCGGAUUUCAUCCGGGGGAUGAAGAAGGACAACAGUGCCGAGCGGAAGACAGAAGUCAUCCGGAAGCGUCUCCACAAAGACAUUCCCCACCAUUCGGUCAUCAUGCUCAACUUCUGCCCUGACCUCCAGUCUGUGCAGCCCAACCUGAGAAAGACCCACGGGGAGUUCAUCUUUCUCAUCGACAGGAGCAGCAGCAUGAGCAGGACCAGCAUCCAGUGCGUCAAGGAGGCCAUGUUGGUGGCUCUUAAGAGCCUCAUGCCGGCCUGUCUCUUCAAUGUCAUUGGGUUUGGAUCCACAUUUAAGACCGUCUUUGCUUCCAGUCAGAUCUAUAAUGAGGCGAACUUGGCCAAGGCAUGUGACUGCAUCCAAAGAAUACGGGCUGACAUGGGCGGCACCAACAUCCUCUCCCCUCUCAAGUGGAUCCUGCGGCAGCCAGUACACCAGGGCCACCCAAGGCUACUCUUCCUGAUUACUGAAGGGGCUGUGAGCAACACAGGGAAGGUUCUGGAGCUGGUGCGGAGUCACGCCUUUUCUACCAGGUGCUAUAGUUUUGGGAUUGGACCCAGUGUCUGCUACAGACUGGUGAAAGGACUGGCGUCUGUAUCCAAGGGCAGUGCGGAGUUCCUGACAGAGGGGGAGCGGCUGCAACCAAAGAUGAUCAAAUCCUUGAAGAAGGCCAUGGCGCCGGUGCUGAGUGACGUGACCGUGGAGUGGGUCUUCCCCGAGACCACAGAGGUCCUGAUCUCACCUGUUAGCACCAGCUCCCUCUUCCCUGGGGAACGGCUGAUGGGCUAUGGCAUCGUGUGCGACGCCUCCUUGUACAUUUCCAAUUCCAGUCCCGACAAAAGGCGAAAGUACGGCACGCUGCAAGCUCAGGAGUCCAGCAGCUCUGUUUUCUAUCACUCUCAGGAUGAGGGACUUGGCCCAGGCAGUGGGAACUGUGCCAAAAUCUUCAACCCAGGGCAGACCCAAGAUGCCCAUCCAUGCAAUGGAGACUCCCCCUCCCAUCACGGUCCGGAUGUCUCCCAACGACGGAGGGCAUACAGCACCAACCAGAUCUCUAGCCAGAAGACCAGCCCAAGGCCCACCACAGCCAGCGACCCCACUGGGAUUGCCAGGAGACAUCCACUGCGAAAAGCCAAGGUGCAGGACCUUGCCAAUCAGGGCAGCUCAGAGAGCCCGCGGUGGCAGAUUGAUCUGCAGCCCUUACUCAGCAGUGGCCAUGACCUGAGCCAGGGCCCCAGACUGCACGGCCCAGGGGCCCGCAGGCCCUCCCUACUGCCUCCAGGCUGCCAGCCCUUGCUGCUCUCUGGCCAGGAGCCCCAGGCCUGGAACCCUAUGAAGGAGCUGGACCCAUGUUCUAGCCCUAAGUCUGCCCCUGACAGCCGAAGCUCGGAGGAUCUGGAGCCACCCCACCACCCUUCCAUCUUUGAAACAGAGAUGUCCUCAGACUGGGAGCCCAUGGCUGAGUCGGAGGAGCAAGUCAGUCCCUGCAGGCCUGCCACCCCAGGCCCUGUACAGGGGAAGGCCUUAGUCAAAGGCCUGUGCGACAACCAGCGUCUGCAGUGGGAGGUGAGCUUUGAGCUGGAACCGCCAGCCCUGCAGAGGGAGGACGAGCAGGAUGCCGACAUGUGGAGCAAGACCUUCCACCACCUGGCAGCGCGCGCCAUCAUCCGUGACUUCGAGCAGCUGGCGGAGCGUGAGGACGAGAUCGAGCUGGGGUCCAAUCGCCGGUACCAGGUGAACGCUGUGCACACCAGCAAGGCCUGCAACAUAAUCAGCAAGUACACGGCCUUCGUGCCCGUGGACAUAAACAAGAGGCGGUACCUGCCCUCGGUAGUGAAGUACCCCAACUCCGGUGCCACACUCCGAAUGGUCAGCUUCCGGAACCUGACCCGACAGUGGAAAGGCUCGUCUUCUGGUGUUGGAAGGUCCCAGAUCAUGCUCAGAGAACAUGCCUCGGCUGCAGGAGACAGCAAAUUCCAGACCCUAGCCCUAGAAGAAAGCCCUGCUUCGACCUUCAAUAAGAUCCUGUCCCCCACCCACGAGAAGGACACAGCCGCAGAAGGUCCCCCUCACAACCUGUCCUCCCUGAAGGCCUCUGAGGCUCUCUUUGGAUCCAAAUUGAAUCUCAACAAGCCCAGGCUGCUAACCCGAGCCGCCAAAGGCUUUCUCAGCAAAUCAAUGGCCAAGACCCCAGAGCCAACUCCGGGCAGCCAGAGCUUGGACUACAUACCACUGGUGUCUCUGCAACUGGCCUCAGGAGCCUUUCUGCUCAACCGAGCCUUCUGCGAUGCCAUCCAAAUCCCCAUGGAGAAACUCAAGUGGACCUCACCCUUCAUCGCCCUCCGCAUGUCCCGCACCACCCGCCAGCACGAUUCGAAGAGCCAGAGUCCACAGCACAGCAUCAGUCUGUCCUCUCCGUCCCCACCCGAUGACGACGACGACAACCCCCUGGAGGCCGAAGCUGAAGGCAGCUCAGACCUGGAGCCAGGCCUGCUGUUGGAGCACACGGGAAAGCUGUGGGCCACCGUGGUGGCACUCGCAUGGCUGGAACACAGCUCGGCUUCCUACUUCAUCGAGUGGGAGCUGAUCGCUGCUAAGGCCAGCUCGUGGCUGGAGCAGCAGAAGGUGCCCGAGGGCCGCACGCCGAGCACACUCAAGGCCACUGCCCGCCAGCUGUUUGUGCUCCUGAGACACUGGGAUGAGAACCUGGAGUUCAAUAUGCUCUGUUACAACCCCAAUUAUGUGUAG
Molecule: messenger RNA, 3663 nt
Organism: Alexandromys fortis (reed vole)
Lineage: Eukaryota; Metazoa; Chordata; Mammalia; Rodentia; Cricetidae
Gene: Vwa5b1
Product: von Willebrand factor A domain containing 5B1
Exons: 21
Coding region: 1-3663 (1220 amino acids)
Source: RefSeq, a predicted model, not a curated record